This is a messenger RNA of Oppiella nova, 1150 nucleotides long. The record is from the annotation of a GenBank genome assembly. Lineage: Eukaryota; Metazoa; Arthropoda; Arachnida; Sarcoptiformes; Oppiidae.
CUGCUAAUAUAAUUUAUUAUUAUAACAUUUUCAAAAUUGUCAUUUAAUAAAUAAUCAACUAAUUAGUAAAAUGUCAAUCAGUAAAAAACCUAAUUAUAUAAUCCGUUCAAUGGGUUUGUCUGAUUGCGAUGAAGUACGAGAGUUGUGGAAAGGUGCAGGGUUCACUAUUAUCAAAAAUGUUAACGAAGUAUUCAUGAAACUAGAUCCCGAGGGCUUAUUGGUGGCUCAAGACCAAGAUACUGGAAAAAUUAUUGGAUAUUGCGGUGCAGUCAAUGUGUCCGAAGAUUUUGCAGUUAUUGGCGGGUAUUGUGUGAAGCCUGAGUACCAGGGUCAUGGUAUUGGGAAUAACAUUUGGAACUCAGGAAUGGCACAUAUGGGCGACCGCAAUAUUGGACUUAUGGCCGCCAAUAUGAAAAUGUUUGAGAUAUACAGAGAUCGGCAUCAUUUCAAAUGCAUUCGUGAGCCCAUCCUCUAUAUGAGGGGACAACUGGCGUUAGACACAGAUCUCAUCGAUCAUAUCAAAGGCGUCUCUUUGGUUGCCAUCAAUGAGGACAAUGUCCGCGAUGUCAUUGAAUACGACCAACAAAUUUGCGGUUUAGACAGAAGUGUAAUGAUUGAGGGCUUCUAUAAAACGGCAGAUAAUGUCAGUUUAGUGGCCAUUAAUGACAGAAAUCAAGUGUUGGGCUAUUGUUUUAUUAUGGAGACGUGUGUUCAGAGUCUUCAAUUGGUUGCACCUCUUUAUGCGGACAACUGUCAAAUAGCAGAGCUGUUGGGCCACAAGUGUUGCCUACUUUUGCCAUUAAGUAAGAGGAGUGAUGUGAUCAUCAAGUGUUGGAAAUCAGAUCACAAAGCGAUACAAUUGGCGAAGAAAUUGGGAUUAUCUGAAGGGAGGGAACAGAUGGGAGGAUAUACCAAGGUGAUACCACAAACUAAUGUGGGCACGAAUAAUAUCGGUUGGAAUAACACCGUCGAGGAUACUGUUCACGGAGUAAAGCAAGUGUUGACUGAAUUGACUGCCAAACUGCCCGACACUAAAGUCAUACUCACCUCCAUUUUGCCGGCACCUGAACCCCGGGGCUCUAAAUGCAAACAAGUGACUGAACUCAUCCAGCAAUUUGCCGACAAUAAGACUGUCACCCUGGUCUCGUAG